GCCGGGGCCAUGAGGGGCGAGCCGCCCGCCUGGGCCCCGGGGCCGGCGCAGGCGGCGGCGCUGCUGGAGGAGGCGGCGGAUCUGCUGGUGCUGCACCGAGACUUCGCCGCCGCCGUGGAGCGGUGUGAGGCGGGCUGCGACAGCCUGGGAGUCGGCCCCGGCCCCGGCCCCGAGAGUUUUGCAGAAGUGAAAUGCUCCCUUUGUGUUGUGGGGAUUCAGGCGCUGGCUGAGAUGAACCGGUGGAGAGAAGUUCUGUCUUGGGUGCUGCAGUAUUACCAUGUACCUGAAGAUCUGCCUCCAAAAGUUCUGGAGCUGUGCAUCCUGUUGUACAGCAAAGUGCGAGAGCCGCAGGUGAUGCUGGAGGUCGGCAGCAGCUGGCUGAGAGCCCAUACCAACCAGAGCCUGCCCGAGUUCGGGGCGCUGCUGGAGCUGUACCUGGAGCAGGUGCUGCUGCCUCUGGGGCGCUUUGAGGGCGCGGAGGAGCUGGUGCGGGGCUGUGCCGCGUUGGACAGCGAGCGGCAGCUGGCGUUCCUCGGCACCGUCCGCGAGAGCCGCCGCUGCUGGGCUCAGCGGGAAGAGACAUGCUCGGCUGCUGAGGAGCAGCAAGACCCGGCCACAGAAACUGUUCUGGGAGUGCUGUCCCAAAAGCUCCUGACCAUGUUGACGUUGCUGCGUAGUGCAAUGAGGUCCAUGUCAAAUCACUUCUAUUUACUUCCUUACAAGAAGAUGCUCUUGGCUACUUUUUUGCUGUACCUGGUGGUGGUGAGAUUAGAUCCAGCUUCUCCCACAUCACUGCCAUUCAUCUACAAACUGGUCCAGCUCUUCAGACAGGCUUGGGCAGCCGUGCUUUCUCCAAUCCAUAGGCCUCCAAUUCGAGACUAAGUGUCUUCCUCCACUAAAGGUGUCACCUUUGUCUUGGGGAUGUUACCAGGCUUUUCAGGGACUGGUGAAAUCUGAGAUGACCACCUGUGGACUCCUGGAAUUUCUCCAGACAGGGAAUGGUGGUGUAUGAAUUUUGAAGCCACAGCAAGUUUUCCUGACAUUUUGCUUGGUCCCGUCCAACACUAGGGUAAAGCCACUCCUUCCCUAUCUGCAACUCAAUAAGAAUCCUCCUUUUCAAUCCUCUUUUUCAAGCUUUUCCAACACUUUGCUUUGGAUGUGUCUCUUGAGCGAGGGUUGUGUAGCCAGUUAUGAGCUGUGGAAGAAGUUCUCAUCCUUGCAAAUGCUGAGCAGUUCUCUGAACAAGUGCAAUAGUGUUCCUGGAGGCAUGACUGUAGAAGGCAGCAGAGUACCAGUGAUUAGGGGAAUAUUCUGUUUUGCCUGAAGACAUCUGAAAAGCCCAGUUCCUGCAGCAUGGGGUUUAGGACAAGCACAUGGAAGAAAAACACUGGAGAUAGUAAAGCCUCUUACGUUUUGAAAGCCAUGGUUUCUCUUGUGACUGAUGCCUCUUUGGACAGGCACACUGGAUUUUAGUCAUAUUUAAGCCAGAAAGAUGGGGUGGUGGGCCACAAAGACUGUUGUGCUGUACCUACUCUUCUUAAAUGCAAAUUACAGCACUUAGUGCUUGCCUGAUGCAUAGUCAUUCCUAUAAGCACUUGGUGGUGGUGGUAAGGCAAUAGAGUUGUUUUUUUCAAUUAUAUUCUAUGUUAUUGUCUAGUUGAACAACUCAAGUUGUUGCUUUGUUUUACUCUUUCCCUACCUCUUGCUUUGUUCACAUAGAUGUCAAAAAGUCUCUCUGUAUAUCUAGAAUUGUUCCCCAAGUCCCCAGAACCCAAAGCCCUAGGUUAGAUAGGAGUAAUGAUAGAUAGUUCAGCAAUGCUUUGUCAUUCAGAACAGAAGUUUAUUUUUUAUAGAAAAAGAUGCUUCUCUGACAUCACAAGGUCUUCCCCAGAUCAGUGGAAAGAAAAUUGUACAUCUGCAGGUCCUGUCACCAGACCAACUCCAUUUCUAACCACCUGGGGCAGAAACUGGAGGUUUGGGGUAGAACAUGAAUUUCUCCUCCAUCCAUUCACCCAUUUCUCAUCAAUUGGCAAGAGGUCAAUUCCAAGGAGAGAUCUCAGUGUGGUGUCUGGCAGCAGUAGUGCCCUUUGUCUGUAGCAAUAACCAUACUCCAAGCUGGUGGCUGUUCCUGUUUUCUUCACACAGAUGGGCGUGUUGGCACCCUCAGACUGUGUGGGAUCUGUUGCUUUGCUCCCUACUGGGGCACUUUGCAAACAGUCUCAUCUUCACUACUAAAAAUAGUUGUCUGUUUCAUCUAAAAUUAUCCCAAAAAGAGCUACCCUCCAGCAUUAUUGUCAGACAAACUCAGGCAGGUUAUUCUUGAGUGCAGUAACAACCUUGCCUAGUUGUUUCCAGAGGUUUUAAAACCCAGACCAAUCCCAUAUCCCUCCCCAAAGAUUUUGUCUCUGCCAGGAAUCUGCACCAGGUUAAGUAGCACAUAGCUUUUCCAUAUAAAAAAGUAAUUUCUUACAUACUCUGCACACACAGGGAGGAACAGCCUUUGGUAUUGCUAAAUGGUUCCUGAAACCAACACUUGAUGUGAAAUCAGGUAGAGUGAAACACAAAAGCUCUGUCUGGAGCUGAGCUCUUCCAAGAAAUGACCAGGAUGAGUGUUCUGCCCCCCCUGCUUUUCAAGGCCUCAGGUUAAGUCCUUUGUAAGCCAGUUAAUGAAAUGGCAAACUUCACUGUGAAGUCAGGCCAAAUUCUUACCAAAGUAACUGUUAGGUAAUGAACACUUUUUGCUGUAGUCUUCUGGCAUCAUUUUUAGUUGGAUGGCAGAGAUGCUGUUUUGGAGGUUGGUUUGGACCAGUGGUUUCAGCAGGCUAUUCACAGUUUUUAGAAUGCUGUUAAGUGUCAUUUACCAGGAUUUUUAACAUUCAACUUUAUUUUAAGUGUAGGUUGGAAAUGUUGACUUUAUUGGGGUACUACUGAUUUAGAAUUUAUAUUGUUUUUAAAUCAUCAUGAGAGAACAAGAAGGCAGAAAUAAGCUAUCAGGGUUGUUUUUUUUUUUUUGCAAUUAAUACUAAAACUGCAGUAUCUAAUUUUUAUAAUAAAAUGACUACUGAUUGACCUCUUUGUAGAGUUGCUUGUUUGUGCUGUGAUUGAGGGUAUGAAAAAAAUUGUGUUUAUUCUAUUGAUACACUACAAAGUACAUCACAGUCUUGCAGAAUAGUUUCACAUUGUUUCAUAGUU
Molecule: messenger RNA, 3192 nt
Organism: Pseudopodoces humilis (Tibetan ground-tit)
Lineage: Eukaryota; Metazoa; Chordata; Aves; Passeriformes; Paridae
Gene: PEX26
Product: peroxisomal biogenesis factor 26
Biological process (GO): protein import into peroxisome membrane; protein import into peroxisome matrix
Cellular component (GO): peroxisome; peroxisomal membrane
Molecular function (GO): protein-containing complex binding; ATPase binding
Source: RefSeq, a predicted model, not a curated record